AUGAUUAUGAUGAUCAUCAUCAUUAACAUCAGCAGUUAUCUCCCCUCGUUUCCCCCUUAUCAGCAGCAGCAGCUGCAGCAUCCCCCUCCUCCUUCACCUCCUGCUCAUGAUCAGGAAGCAGAUGCUGUAAUCGCCAUGUGUGUUUGUGCAGGGUUAUGUCGUGACACAGACAUCAAAUGCUACCCCAACGUAGGGGACCAGGGCUGGUACGCGGACAGGUGCGACGGCACUCACUCCUUCGUCAUCAACGGAUGUCCGUACAUGUGUGCCUUAUGCAAGCACGAGCUGUAUACCGAGGCUAAUCUCCAUUUCACGUUCGAUGAGAUCACGGCUGGAACGUUUUCAGAGAGUCAAACGAAGGGUCUUCGGCAGACAGAGGUGGUCAGUCAGCACGUUACGGUGGACCCUGGUGGGCGCUCUGGCGGGAUGCUGUCCAUCAACUCUUCUGAAUGCUUGGACAUUGGUUCAUUUGCUGGCACGUGUGUGAGCGACCCAGGGCUCUGCUCGUCAGGGGUGACGUAUGGAUUCUUCUUCAGAUUACUGCAACCAGGAACUGACGUAACCAUCAUUACUUCCGGAGCCCAUAAUGCGUCGAGGGGGGUGUACAUUGGCUAUAACGCAACAAGCAGGAUGUAUGAGAUGGCGCUGAAGACAUCCGGUGAAGUAUAUAGCGCACAGAUUCCUGAAAAUGUCGUGAACCUAACCCGGACACGGCUAGUUCAUCUCGCCUUCACCUGGAGUCCAUCUACAGGUGUGAAGGUGUAUAUCAAUGGCGGCCUCGUGAAGUCGGCGUCGGGAGUGCACCAGUCGACAAUAAGCGACUCCUACACCAGGCUUAGGGUUGGCUGCAAGGAGCUAAGUGACGUGUGGGGCGAGUGUCUCAAGAUGGAUGAGCUGGCGCUGUGGACGAGGGAGCUGACAGCGCUGGAGAUCCAUCUGAUCAGCCACCCAGGUGUGGACACGACUACCAGACGUACAGCGUCGACUUCAACAGUGACGCCCAGUCAUCACGUGACAACCCCCAUCGUAAACACCUCGGACACGUUGUCAGAGUUCCUGGCGUUCAGCUCCACGCUCAAGGAAACUCUGAACUGUAGCAGCGUGGUGGACGUUAGCAACAUCCUCGACAAUCUGUCGACAACACCGCUCAUAAGCACCCUCUCCAAAGACGACACCGCACAUCUGAUCUCGAGCGUCAGCGACAUUGUUGAUACCCUCUUACGGCCCGACAACCACGACGCCUGGGAACAGUUCUCAGAAGAUGACCCGGAGGCGCUGCCGUCUCUGGUGCAGUCUGUAGACAAAGUGCUGGGGAGGAUCACGGACCACCUCCUGGACGGGUGUACCGACAUCAACAUCCAGCACAGGAGGGAUAACUUCGGUAAGGUGGCACAGUACACGGUGGUGCUACAUAGAACACAGCUACUGCAGCACAGGAGAGAUAACUUCGAGGUGACGGUAAAGUCCGCCCUGCAGCCGGUGGAGCGUCUGAUGUUCAUGUCCGAGGGUUCUAUGGUGCUGUCCACCCAUGCAGACAGAAACGUCGCCCUCGUCAGUAACGUCUUCAGAGGCAUCGGCGAGAUCUUCCCCACCAACUACAACGCUACAUGGCCGGAAGAUACCCCAGGGGGCCAGGACGAUUCCAGAUGGUCAGAUAUUGGAUGCAACACAGUUGUCACAGACACUGGAGUUACCUGCUCUUGCAAUCAUCUGACAAACUUCGCCAUACUGAUGCAGGUUGUUGAUGUUGAGUUAUCCCCCGUCGACAAGCAGGCUCUGGAGGUGAUCACGUUUGUGGGGUGCACGCUGUCCCUGCUGGGGGCGAUACUCACAGUCCUAACAUUCCUGUUUCUCAAGAUCUACACAGACCGGGUUCUGAUCCAUCUGAAUCUGGCAGUGUCAAUCAUCGGCGCCCAGAUCCUACUGCUGCUGGAGGAGGCCGUCGCCCGGGGGACGUCUGCGUGUGUAGGGGUAACGGUUCUCCUGUACUACUUUAACAUGGCGGCGUUCAGCUGGAUGUUGGUGGAGGGAGUGCAGCUCUUCAUGCAGAUUGUCGUCGUCUUCACCGCUGCGAGCAGGAUGAAGGUGUUCUACGCUAUAGGAUGGGGGUUGCCCUUCCUGGUCGCCGGUGUGCUUCUCCCCAUAUUCCACGAGAACCUCGGACAGUUUGGCGUGUGAGUGAAUCGCUAAUGUGUUUAGAACGUGUACGGCAUAUCAUUUUAUUGAAAUAUGUAGUAUUACAAAGUAAAUAAUCACAUUUUAACGUGUAAGUUAUAACAUAAUUACUCAAAGUCAAGGAUUUGUUGUUUUCGUCAACUUUCCUCGUGUG
Haliotis rubra (blacklip abalone) is the source of this 2329-nucleotide messenger RNA. Its product is annotated as adhesion G-protein coupled receptor D1-like. Bases 1 to 2178 code for a protein of 725 amino acids. Gene Ontology annotation, molecular function: G protein-coupled receptor activity. Gene Ontology annotation, biological process: adenylate cyclase-activating G protein-coupled receptor signaling pathway; cell surface receptor signaling pathway. The transcript is spliced from 17 exons. The record is from RefSeq and is a predicted model, not a curated record. Gene Ontology annotation, cellular component: membrane. NCBI's taxonomy places the organism in Eukaryota, Metazoa, Mollusca, Gastropoda, Lepetellida, Haliotidae.